AUGGCACGCUCCACCAAAUCACUCGAUGUUGACGCGGAAAAGGGCGAGUCGCAGCACGUCGAAAUCGUGCCCGUCGAGGACGGCGCCGGGGGCCGUAUCCAGGACGCCGUCUUCGGCGAGCUCAGUGAGAACGGGCCAAACUACCGCAACGUCGGAUGGGUUGGGACACUGGUCCUCAUGCUCAAGGCGACAAUCGGGCUCGGCGUGCUCGCGAUUCCAUACAGCUUCCAGACUGUCGGCCUAAUCCCGGGCAUCAUCCUUCUCACUUUCGUUAUCGUGAUCGUCACCUGGAGUGAUGUGGUUGUCGGGACGUUUAAGCAGAACCACCCCGAUGUAUACUCGAUCCCCGACAUCGGGCGCGUGCUGUUCGGCCGCGCAGGCGAGUGGUUCUUCACGGCCGCCUAUGUCAUCUACAUGAUCUUCUCCGUCUCCGGCGGCAUGGUGGCAGUAUCGACCGCGCUGAACGCCGUCACAGUGCACGCGGCAUGCACGGCCAUUUUUGUCGUUGUGUCGGCCGUCAUCGCGGUCAUGUUUGCCAGCAUCCAGACCCUGGGCCGCAUCCAGUUCCUCGGCUGGUUCGGCAUCAUCUCCAUUCUCGCAGGCAUCAUGAUCGUCACUGUCGCAGUCGGGAUCCAGGACCGGCCGGCCGAGGCACCCCAAGUCGGACCAUGGGACAAGGACCUCAAGCUCUUCGCGUCGCCGACAUUCGCGCAGGCCAUGUCCACCGUCGCCGGCUUCGUCUACGCCACAUGCAACCCGCCAACUUUCAUCGGCUUCGUGUCCGAGAUGCGCGACUUCCGCCAGUACAAGAAGUCGAUGUACUGCUGCCAAAUCUUCGUCUGGGCCUUCUACAUCACCAUUGGCACUGUCAUGUACUUUUACUGUGGGCAGUACGUGGCAUUCCCGGCGCUGGGAAGUGCGGGAGUAGUAGUCAAACGCGUCGCAUACGGCAUCGCCCUCCCCGGCCUCCUUGUCACGCUCAUCAUCUACACACACCUUCCGGCCAAGUUUAUCUUCGUCAAGCUCCUGCGCGGCUCGCGCCACCUGAACACAAACACGCCGACCCACUGGGUCGUGUGGCUCGCAUGCACACUUUCCACAACAGUCAUCGCAUACAUCAUGGGCAGCGCGAUCCCAAUUUUCUCGAGCUUCGUCGGCCUCGUCGGAGCCACAUUCGCGCCCUUCAUGUGCAUGAUUCCCAUGGGCUUCAUGUGGCUCAAGGACAAUUACUGGGCGUCCGGCGCGCAGCGCACCACCCGCGUCAAGCUUCAGGCCGCUUGGGCUGCACUCGUCACCCUCAUGGGCAUAUUCCUCGUCGUAGGCGGUACGUACGCUGCCAUCCUCGAUAUCCGGGCAUCGACGUCGAAGGUCAAGCCAUGGUCGUGCACGGACAACUCGAAUUCGGUGCCGACGGCGUGA
Messenger RNA from Cutaneotrichosporon oleaginosum, 1419 nucleotides. RefSeq lists its product as uncharacterized. Gene Ontology annotation, biological process: amino acid transmembrane transport. NCBI's taxonomy places the organism in Eukaryota, Fungi, Basidiomycota, Tremellomycetes, Trichosporonales, Trichosporonaceae. Gene Ontology annotation, molecular function: L-amino acid transmembrane transporter activity. The record is from RefSeq and is a predicted model, not a curated record.